GGGAUGGGCGCACGUUGGCAGUCAUGCAGGGUGCGUUACCGUCGAUAGAACGCGGAUCCGUUCGGACGAUCAGUUGCUCUCCGACUGCCGUGGUGGAAUGUCGUCGGUCGAGGAACGCUCGGGUCGAUGAGGAAGAACGCGAUCGCAAGAAGGUUCGUUUAGACUCUCGCAGGAAGGAGAAGCGCGGAAAGUCGGUCGAGUGUCGAGUGUUUCGAACGAAUGGGUUCGAUCUUUCAGUGACGUCGAAUUGGUUUUUAUCGUCGACAGUAGUCAGCGUCGUAUCAUCCGUUCUCGAGCGCGUCCUUAUCGGGGGGGGGCGAGUAUGCGCGCGUGACGGUAUCGGGAUCGAGAAAAGUGCCACUCUCCGACGUAUCGCGUGCCCCCCAACGUAACGUAGAAAGAGAAUUGUCAUCCGGUGGCGAGAACUUCGCUACGCAUCGAUGGAUACGACGUUGGUACGUUCGGUGCUCGGCUUGGGCCUUUUGUGUUGGCUCCUGCCGGACGAGCGUUCGAUCCUCUUGGUGGACGGUAGGAGCAUCACCAGUCUGGAGGCGCCGACAGGCUGCGAAUGGCGCAGAGAGGAGAACGACGAGGAAGCGGACGAGGAGGAGAGAACGUUGGCUUGCAAAGUGAGAACGAUCGCUAACGUGGCCGGUCUCAUAGGCAACCUCUCGACCAUUCAAGUCGACUCGAUAACCUCCUUGGGAUUGGAAUGCAGCGACGUUCUCUUCUUCGAGAGCCAGCUCGAGGGUCCCCACGGUUUCCUUUCGCCUCUACCGAGAUUGGAGAAGCUCCGCGUCGACCACUGCAAGAUUCGCUAUUUACCGGCCGGGGCCUUCGCCUCGGCGCAAAACCUCCGGGGCCUCUCGGUGCGUACCCACAACGGCGACUGGUCGGCUAUGACCUUGGAGCUCGACCGAGACUCCCUCCUAGGGCUGGCCGAGCUCGAGGAGCUCGAUCUCGGCGACAACAACCUUUGGACGCUACCCUUGGAUCUCUUCUGUCCCGUGGCGAGUCUCUCGAGACUGAACCUGACGCGCAACAAGUUACAGGACGCCACGUCUCUCGGUUUCUCCGAUCGCCUACGCUCGUGUACGCCGAAUCUCGAGAGUCUGGAUUUGAGCGGCAACGAUCUCGGCGCGCUGCCCGACCGCACGCUCGCCGGUUUGCGCUCCUUGACCGUUCUCAAGUUGCAGGAGAACGCGAUAGCCGCCGUGGGCGAUCACGCGUUGGCCGGUCUCGCUAAUCUCAGAUCGUUGAACGUGUCGAGCAACAGGCUCGUCGCGCUCCCGCCGGAAUUGUUCGCGAAAACGAAGGAGUUGCGGGAGCUCGUGCUGAGCAACAACUCGUUGGCGGUGCUCGCGCCGGGUCUCUUGGACGCGCUCGAGGAGCUGCAGGUCCUCGAUCUGAGCGGGAACGAGUUGACGAGUCGUUGGGUGAACCGCGACACCUUCUCCCGGCUCGGUCGCCUGCUCGUGCUCGACCUCUCCUACAACGGCUUGACGAAGAUCGACUCGCGCGUCUUCGAGGGACUCUACAGCCUUCAGAUAUUGAAGCUCGAGCGCAACGAGAUCGACACGCUCCUCGACGGCUGCUUCGCCUCGCUCGCGAAUCUUCACACGCUGACGCUCUCGCACAACAAGAUCGCCCGAUUCGAGCCCAGCCACGCGCACGGCCUCACCGCUUUGGAGCAGCUCUUCUUGGACGGCAACAGGCUUCGGGCCUUGCACCGCCGCGUGUUCGCCAAUCUCACCGAGCUCAAGGACUUGUCCCUCAGCGGCAACUCCUUGACGGAGGUGCCCUACGCGGUCCGCGUGCUGCGCUCCUUGAAGACGCUGGACCUCGGCAACAAUCACGUCUCCAGGAUCGACAACGAGUCCUUCGUCGGACUGAACGAGCUCUACGGCUUGCGCUUGGUCGACAACAAACUGGAGAACGUCUCUCGCGAGGCGUUCUCGACGUUACCGGCGCUGCAGGUGCUCAAUCUCGCCAACAAUUACAUUCGCCACGUCGAGCAGAGCGCCUUCGCUAAGAAUCCGGUCCUCCGGGCCAUACGCCUCGACGGCAAUCGAUUGACGGAGAUACGCGGCGCCUUCACCAGCCUCUCCACCUUGGUCUGGCUCAACGUCUCGGACAACAAGCUGCUCUGGUUCGACUACAGUUAUCUGCCGUCGAGCAUAGAGUGGCUCGACAUACACGCCAAUCAGAUAAGCGAGCUCGGCAAUUACUACAUGGUGCGCAACGCUCUCAACAUAAAGAUGCUCGACGCAAGCUUCAACCUCGUCACCGAAAUCUCCGAGGCGAACGUCCCCGACAGCGUGGAGACCCUGUUCCUCAACAACAAUCGAAUACGCACGGUCGCGGCCGGGACCUUUCUGCGAAAGACCAAUCUGCAGAAGGUCGUGCUGUACGGGAACGAGAUAAGGAACGUCGAGGUGGCCGCGCUGAGCCUCCAGCCGGUCCCGGAGGACAGGGACGUGCCGAUCUUCUACAUAGGGAACAAUCCCAUACUCUGCGACUGCACGAUGGAGUGGCUGCCGCGGAUAAACGAGCUCGCCCGGCUCCGUCAGCAUCCUCGGGUGCUCGAUCUCGAUUCCGUCAGCUGCGAGAUGGUGCACGCGCGCGCGACGCCCCGCAGGCCGCUCCUCUCGUUGAGAUCGAAGGACUUUCUCUGCCGAUACGAGGCCCACUGCUUCGCCCUCUGCCACUGCUGCGACUUCGACGCGUGCGACUGCGAGAUGACGUGCCCGGACAACUGCUCCUGCUAUCACGACCACAGCUGGUCGAGCAACGUGGUCGACUGUUCGAACGCCGGCUACAAGCGCGUACCCGAGCGCAUCCCGAUGGACGCGACCGAGAUCUAUCUCGACGGGAACGAGCUCGGCGAUCUCGGCAGCCACGUGUUCAUAGGGAAACGUCGCUUGGAGGUGUUGUAUCUGAACAACAGCGGGAUCGCGGCCAUUCACAAUCGCACGUUCAACGGCGUCGGUGCGCUGCGGGUCCUCCAUCUCGAGGACAACUCGUUGCGCGAGCUGCGCGGCUUCGAGUUCGAUCAGCUGGAACGCAUGUCCGAGCUCUACCUCGAUCACAACGCGAUCGCCACCGUGGGCAACUCCACCUUCAAGCGGAUGAAGAACCUCGAGGUUUUGCGCUUGGACGGGAACCGAAUCGUCGACUUUCGCCCGUGGGAGGCCCUGCCGAGCGUCGGCGACGGGACCAAGGUGGCACUCGAGGGCAACGCCUGGAGCUGCGAGUGCGCCAACGCGGCGAGACUCCGGAGCUGGCUGGCCGAGCACCGCGGCGACCCCGAGAAGAUGUACUGUCGCGACGGCGUCGAGACGUUGGCCCAAGCUAUGAAGAGAUGCGGCGACCCCUCGACCGAAGCGGUCAGCCGCGGCAUUCAAGAGAUCCCUCUGCUGGGUGGCAAUUUCGUGCCGCUCCUGGCGGGUGCCCUGGUGGCCGUGAUAGCCGUCUGCCUGUUCGUCGCCUUGGCCUUCGCCUUUCGCCAAGACGUCAGGCUCUGGGCGCACGCUCGCUACGGGCUCAGGCUCGGCAAGAUGCCCAGCGGGCCGGACGACGAGCGCGACCGGCUCUACGACGGUUACGUCGUUUACAGCGAGCGAGACGAGGACUUCGUCUCGCGAUUCCUCGCCGCCGAGCUCGAGGCUUCCGGCUUGACCCUGUGCCUCCACUGGCGCGACCUCCCGCCCUCGAGGACGCAGGAGACCGUGCCGUCCGCGGCCGCCGCCGCCCGACGUCUCCUCGUCGUCCUCUCGCCGGUGUUCCUCGCGAACGAGUGGCAACGCGUCGAGUUCCGCGCGGCCCUGCGUACGGCCCUAGAGAACGUCAGGCCGAGCUCGAGGAAGAGCCGCGUGGUCGUUCUACUCGCCGCCGAGGCGCCCGCUCGCGAUCCCGAACUUCAGCUACUCCUCGGCAGCUGCACCGUCGUCGUAUGGGGAGAGAAGAGGUUCUGGGAGAAGCUCAAGUUCGCCAUGCCCGAUUCUUUGGACAAGAGGCGCCGCGACGCCGGCAAGAGGUCGAGCGACCGUAAGAACCGCGUGCCCGCGAGAUACACGCCGGCUCCGACCUCGGCGGCCGUCGACGUCUGGAGCAACGCCAAUGGCAAGCCUAAUGGGGUCCUCCUCGCGCCGGUACACGCACCCACGCCGACGCCCACGCAAUCGACCUACGUCAGCUCGGCCUCGAGCAGGACCGAGGACGAGGACAGCGGUGCCGAGCAUCAGAACAACCAUCACCACCACCAUCAUCAUCAUCAACAUCAGCACUCGUCUGCCCCGACCAACGGCAGACCUACCAGCGUCUCCUCGAGAGGCAGCCAUCUUUACAGUACCAUACCGGAACCCCCGGUCGUCGUGGUGCCGUCCGCGCCACCCGGCGAUACCUCCACCAAUCCGCGUACUUACUUCGUCUAGUACGAGGGCUCGACGAUUAUCGCGACGACGAGAGCUAUCUUUCCUUUCUCUCGCUCUUCCACUACGACGAUCCCUGCUCUACGACCGGGCUAUCGCCGAGGAGGAUGGAUCGCGCUGGAUCCGCGCCAAAUCUCCCUACCUUCGCAUCCUAACUCGUCGACCACUUGUGCCCUUUUCCUUGCAAGGGUGACGAUACUUUAGCUUCCUUUCGUAACUUUCCCGACCCGGUCGGACCGGCUUCGUUCUCUCCCUCCCUCCCUUCCUUCCUCUCUUCGGUUUCGCGCUUGGCGGAUCGGCGAACGCAUUUAUUUAUUUUUUAUUUUUUCAUCUUUCUUUUUUUAUGUUUUUUCUCCAUCUUCUCUCUUUCUUUCUCCUUUCCCUUUGUGCGGCCAACGCGAGGAUAUUUAUUUUCCGAUAGAAUCGUCGGACGAUCCACGCAGAAUCUCGACGGAAUUUAGUUCGAGGUAGAAACGCGAGGAUUCGAAUCGACGCCGCCUUUUUGUGUCACUGCCCCGCGAGAGAUCGUUCGCAAGUCGUAUGGGAAAUCUCUUUCGUAAAAUCGAUUCGAUGCUCGUUCGGGUCUCGUAAGUCUCGCCAGGAAUUAUUUCCGUCCGGUGUGCGUUAUCGAACGGAAAUGUGAUUACUACGUCGUCCGAUAGUCGAGUUUCUACGGAAAAACUCGACGAAGGAUCGUCUCGUUCUUAUUUUCUUUACUUAUUCGUUGGACCGGCUGUCGUUGUGCUCUACUCAGUUGCUUUUCUUUUCUUUCGCCCUUCGAAAAAUAGAGAGAGAGAGAGAGAGAGAAAGAUAUGUAAACGCGUGAACGAUAUUUCUGUUUCUAUCAUCUUUACGUUCGUCGAUCAGUGAUAAAUUGCAAGCAAGCGACAAACGAACAGAACAAGGUUAUUGUAUUUCGUAAGAUUAGUAUAGUGUAAAAGUGAAAGAGAAAAUAUGACGAAAUUUAGGAAAAAGGAUAAAAGACGGCAGAAACUUGGCGAGAACGUCGUUCCUAAGAUUCACGACCGUUCACGGUGACACGGAUGCGACGGUCGCAUAACGCUUAUUAGUACGUAAGUCGAAUUCUCUUGUAAAUAGUGUAUCUAAUUUUGUAAAUAUUCAGACGCACACUUUCGAGCACACGUACACACACGCGCGGACACACAGUCACACACACACACACACACACACACAGCAGACGCAUACACGCAUAUACGCGACACAUCGACGCGGCCAGCACUUUGUAUUUUAAGCUGACCGUGCAUCGCGAUACGUCUCCUUUUUAGGUUGUAUAUCGAUUUGCGUUAUAAAUACGAAUAUAAAUAUAAAUAUAUAAAUAUAAAUAUAUAUAUAUAUAUAUUGAACUAAUGUAAUAUCAAUUGUACUGUACUGUUGUAAAUAACGCUCAUCGAAUCACGUAUCGUGUAUUUGCAGUCUGUAAAAUGAGUAUUAAAUUAAUUGUCACUUUCCAUUUCAGCAAAAGAAUCAUGAGAAAUAAAGACGUUUGUUUUAUAAACGAGUUUUACCAUGAUUAGCAUGUUCCGCGAAUCGAAUUAGUAUAUAUUUAAGUAGACACAUGGAACGAAGGAAACGACUCAAUUUACUUUCAAAGCUACUUAAAAUUCGUCGGAGGGUUGCCUUCUUAGAUAGUACGUUAGACCGGGAUGGUUGGACCGAAGGUUACGGUUCUUCGUCGGUUCUACGGUUCGUCGGUA
Molecule: messenger RNA, 6145 nt
Organism: Vespula vulgaris
Lineage: Eukaryota; Metazoa; Arthropoda; Insecta; Hymenoptera; Vespidae
Product: toll-like receptor Tollo
Exons: 1
Coding region: 441-4433 (1330 amino acids)
Biological process (GO): signal transduction
Cellular component (GO): extracellular matrix
Molecular function (GO): protein binding
Source: RefSeq, a predicted model, not a curated record